Diachasmimorpha longicaudata is the source of this 3061-nucleotide messenger RNA. RefSeq names its product arginine-glutamic acid dipeptide repeats protein-like. Gene Ontology annotation, biological process: RNA processing. The record is from RefSeq and is a predicted model, not a curated record. Gene Ontology annotation, cellular component: nucleoplasm. Bases 266 to 2857 code for a protein of 863 amino acids. The transcript has 9 exons. Gene Ontology annotation, molecular function: RNA binding. NCBI's taxonomy places the organism in Eukaryota, Metazoa, Arthropoda, Insecta, Hymenoptera, Braconidae.
UACGUAACCUGCCAUCCGUGCUAUUGAGACAAAAAUAAAACUAAGUUUUCAACAUUUUCAUUCACUCGAAAAAAGUAAUCAGAGAACAACUGCACAAUGACGAGAUUAUUAAGUGCGACUCAUGAGGUACGAGACCUAAAUGGGCAGUGACUGAGUUCACACCAAUCCAAUCAAUGGUCUCCACAAUCGUCACCUGAUAGACUACGAAAAACAUCCAAAACAUUUGAUGGAAAUAUAAAAAUCAGUGAAAAAAAAAAUACGAAACAUGGCGUAUCGUGGGGUGAAGGGCUCCGACCCAUUUGUGUCAAAAACCUCCAGGAAUGAGCGUUUUGCGCAAAUGUCCAAGCAGGAGCAAAUUAUACAGCAGAAGAAAAUGGAAAUACAGGCAAAAAUGCAGGAGAUGAAGAGCAAACAGGCCAGUGAGACUGUUAAAAAAUCGUCGACGAACAGUGAAAAUCCUGCUGGGGAAAAUAAUUCUGCUGUCAAGAAAGAGGACGAGAAGCCACCGUCCCAGCCCACCGUCAAUUUAUUCGCCAACGACGGUAGCUUCCUAGACCAAUUCAAGAAAAUAGCGCAUAAAGCUCCAUCAACAAAGCCCGAAGUUUCCCAAAAGCCGGAAGAAAAGCGAGAAGACAGAUCGGACCGGGGAGACAGAACCGAGAGAACCGAAAAACUCUACGAAACCCGCGAGAGACGAUGGAACGGUGACAAAAACCGAGACUGGGAGAGAAGAGACAGACGAAGAAACGAGAGCCGCUGGGGUAGGAGUUCUGAGCGUCGAAGAAGCUCUUCCUCGAGCCCAUCGCCCCCUAGGCACAGAUCCUCACCAUCUCCAGAUCCUAGAAGGCCCUCUUAUCAUCAAAUGAACGGUCCCCGUCCCCAAUUUCCUCCUCCUUGUCACCAGAGCCUGCAGUCACAGGCGAUGGCCCCCCUCGUGCCUCCCGCCAUGAUCCAGAUGACUAAAGUUCCACCUCCAACUCUCAGGCACAUCAAUCCCGUCAAUGUUCCAAGGGCUCCUCUCGUUCAGAUGCCCAUGAAAACCGAGGGCUUCUCCGUGGAGGCCCCGAAGAUGUCUCUUCCGCCUCCUCACAUGAUUAGACCACCACCUCCACCCAUAAGGCUCCCUCCAGCUGUUCCCAAUACCACGAUUCCACCACCGAGCAUUCCCAUGCAAAAUCUGACACAAGUUCCACCAACACCUCAACACCUAGUCCCUCAAACCCGCGGGGGAAUGAGUAAUUUAGGGCUCCCGGGACCAAUUCCACCGAAUAUUCCCACCAAUGUUCCUCCUCCAGGGCUUCUACCACCCAUGACUCAAAUGCCACCGAACAUGGUGGGGCUGAAUCCCCUGGUAACAACGUCCGGCACCAUCGGAGUGACAAGUGUUCCCAGUGUUCCUAGUGUCCCUAAUAUUCCACCACCAGUUAUGCCACCGAUUAUCAUUUCGGCACCUCCACCCGUCCAUGGAGUUGGGGGGAUGAAUGCUGUUCCAACAGUACCACCACCCAAUCUCAAUGUUCCACCGCCCAGUGUGCCACCCGGAAUCAUUCAAGGGAAUGGAAGUGCUAGCUGUAUGAUAGGGCCGGGAUUCCCGGUGGCUAAUGUUCAGGUUCCACCACCGGCAAGAGCACCGGCGGCCAAUAUUAGUGGAGGCAUUGCAGGUCGUAAUUUUCCGGUAGAAGCUGAACAAUUGGCGAGAAUAGUGGCUGAUUGUGGUGAUGCCAUUGAGCAAGAAGUACGCGAGAAGAAUGCCCAAGAUCCCAAGCUAUGGUUUCUGCACCAAAAGCAAAGUGCAGCGUAUCUGCAGUACAGGGGGUUGGUGGCCAAAUUUCGUGCUGAAAAGGCUGAUAAAGAUGGGAGUAAGAAGGGUCCUGGUGCAGAGCCAUACUGCCCGGAAGAGGCACUCAGUGACAAUGAUGAUAUUGAUAAAACAACUAUUAGAGGUUUAUCGCAGAACGAUAUUUCAAAAGAAGAAAGCAGAGAGGAACGGAAACGAAAGCGACGGAGUCGCUGGAGUGAGCCAGAUAAUAAAAUUUCUAUUCCCAGGGUGAUUGUUCCAUCAGUUAUCCCUGGAGUACCUCCCACAAUACCUAUUCGCCCACCGGGGUUGGUAGUCCCGGGGCAAGGGUUAUCUGUUAUGCCACCAAAAGGACAGAAUGCCAAAGGGAAGAAUCCCAUGCUCACGAAAAUAUGUAGGAAUGAUCCUGCAUUGAUACAGUACGCCAGACAAACCUUUGGAACAUUGGAUCUGGGUGAAGAGCAGUGGAAAAAAGCUGAGGAUCAUUACAAGAUCAAUCUCCUAUAUCAAAAUUUAUUGAAAAAACGAGAAGAAGUUAAACGCUUAGAAUCCCAGGGAAAGCAUAAAUAUGAAUACGACAGUGAUGAGGAGACUGAAGGUGGUACAUGGGAGCAUAAAAUAAGAUCAGCUGAGAUGGAGGCGACGCAAAUAUGGGCUGACGAGCUGACAGCUCAGGCAGAGGGUAAACAUCAUAUUGGCGAUUUCUUGCCGCCAGAUGAGCUCAAGAAGUUUAUGGAACAGUACAGUGCCCUCAAGCAAGGAAAGGAGCCUGAUCUUAGUGAUUACAAGGAGUACAAACUUAAGGAAGAUAAUAUAGGUUUUCAGAUGUUACAGAAACUGGGCUGGAGUGAAGGUCAAGGAUUGGGCAGUGAGGGGAGUGGACGUGUGGAACCAGUAAAUAAGGCAACUAGUAGACUGGACAGCGCUGGGCUAGGGUCUGAAAGACCGGACAACAUAUCACGGGAUGAUGAUGAAUUUGAUGCAUAUAGGAAGAGAAUGAUGCUCGCAUAUCGAUUUAGACCGAAUCCGCUGAAUAAUCCUCGAAGGCCUUACUACUGAUCCAAUCCAGCAUCACACGGUCGUGAAUUUUUGUAUGAUAAAUUCGUUCGCGAGUAUCAAAUUUUCUAUCAAAGAAUCAAAGUGAGACAAUGCUAUUUUAUAUAUAUCUUAUGAUUUGAAUCUGUUCAUUUUAAAGAAUUGUAUCGUAUUAUCUAUGUUGUUGACAACUCGCAAGUUGUCAAAUACAUGAAUUUGUUUAUAAAA